GGGAAGUGAAGCUGAUCUCAGAGAGCUGCUCUCUCUCAGUCUGAGGGCAGGAAAAUGGCCAGUAUUUCAGUAGAUCAGGACCAGUUCAGCUGUCCAGUCUGUCUGGAUCUGCUGAAGGAUCCAGUGGCUAUUCCCUGUGGUCACAGUUACUGUAUGGUGUGUAUUAGUGGAUGCUGGGAUCAGGAUGAUCAGAGGGGGGUCUACAGCUGCCCCCAGUGCAGAGAGACUUUCACUCCGAGGCCUGUUCUACGCAGAAACAACAUUCUGGCUGAAGUGGUGGAGAAACUGAAGAAGACAGAACUCCGAGCUUCUCCUGCUCACUGGUACGCUGGACCUGGAGAUGUGGACUGUGAUUUCUGCACCGGGAGAAAACUCAAAGCCUUCAAGUCCUGUCUGACGUGUUUGGCCUCCUUUUGUGAAACUCAUCUUAAACCUCACUAUGAAGUUCCUUCCUGGAAAAACCACAAGCUGGUCAUCGCCUCCCCAAGACUACAAGAGAAGAUCUGCUCUCAGCACGACAAACUGAUUGAGAUCUACUGUCGUACUGACCAAAGAUACAUCUGUUACUUGUGUACGAUGCACAAACACAAAGGCCACGAUACAGUUGCAGCUGUAGCAGAGAGAACUGGGAGACAGCGUCAGUUAAAGGAGAUGCAGAGUAAAUCCCAGAAGAUAAUCCAGAAAAAGGAGAAGAAGCUGCAGGAGCUGAAACAGGCUGUGAACACUAUUAAGACCUCUGCACAGACAGCAGUGGAGGACAGUGAGAGGAUCUUCACUGAGCUGAUCUGCUCCAUUGAGAAAAAGCGCUCUGAGGUAAGAGAGCUGAUCAGAGCUCAGGAGAAGACUGAACUGAGUGGAGCUGAAGAGCUCAUUGAACAGCUGGAGCAGGAGAUCACUGAUCUAAAGAGGAGAGACACUGAGCUGGAGCAGCUUUCACACACAGAGGAUCACAUCCAUUUCCUCCAGAGUCUCCAGUCUCUUUGUGUCUCUUCUGGAUCUGAAGACUCACCCAACAUCACUCAACGUCUCUCAUUGGAUAAAGUGAACAAAUCUCUAUCUGAUCUGAAGAAGCAACUGGAGGAAUUCUGUGAAGAAGCACUCAGCAGAAUCUCUCCACAUGGUGCAGCAGUUCAGAAUGUAGGACCAAAAACCAGAGAAGACUUUUUACAGUAUUACUGCCACCUGACUCUGGAUACCAACACUGCGAAUAAGAAUCUCAUUCUGACUAAGAAGAACAGAGCGGUGAGAUACAGCCAGAAUGUCCAGCCGUACUGUGAUCACCCGGAGAGAUUUGACCAUUCAUUUCAAGUGCUGUGUGAGCAGAGUGUGAGCGGACGCUGCUACUGGGAGGUUGAGUGGAGCAGUAAGAGAUACGGAUGUGUGUACAUAUCAGUCUCAUAUAAAGGGAUCGGCAGGAAAGGGUCAGGUACUGAAUGUGUGUUUGGAGGAAACAAUCAGUCUUGGAGUCUACUGUGUUCCUCCACUCUGUCUUUCUGGCACAACAACACUGUGACUAAGCUCUCAGCCCCGUCCUCCUCCAGAAUAGGAGUGUAUGUGGAUCACAGUGCAGGAACUCUGUCCUUCUACAGCGUCUCUGACACCAUGACCCUCCUACACACAGUCCACACCACCUUCACUCAGCCUCUCUAUGCUGGAUUCAGGCUUCCUUUUUCUGUAUGCAGCGCGACUUUACGGAAUUCAAAAUGAAUAUCUUUGUUUAUCUCUCGCAGCUCAGUGAAACUAUGGGAACAAUUCUGUUGAAAGUGAAUUUCCAAAGCCUAAAACUUUUCAUUGGUACCACUUUUCUGUUUGUCAUAGGACAAUUAUCGUGAUUAAAUUUGAAAAAUCUUUUUUUUUUUUACAUCAGUAGGGAAAGUAGGGACUGCAACACAAAUUCAAAUUAAAACCUCUUUUAUUUUAAUUUUUCAUGAAAUGGUAAAACAUCUCACUUUCAACAUUUGAUAUGUGCUCUAUGUUCUAUUGUGAAUAAGAUGUGGGACUCUGAGAUUUGCAAAUCAUUGCAUUCUGUUUUUAUUUACAUUUCACACAGCAUCCCAACUUCGUAGGAGUGAUGUAUAGUAGAAUGACAGUAAAGAAUCUAGACUUCCUUACAUUACGAGAACAUUUUAAAUCACCACAUUACUCUAAAAUUCUAUCUUUCCAAAAUGUGUUACAGCUCACCUCAUUGUAAUGCACUGCAGUCUUCCAGCUGGAGCUCAAAUCUCAUCUUCUAGAUGAGUGUUUCCACUAAGGUCCUGUAGUCCACCUGUACUGCACAGUUUAAUUUAUUCCUGCUCCAUCACACCUGAUUCAGCUCUAGAAGGACUUGAUCAUUAGCUGAUGACGUGACUGGGUUCCUGUAGGGCUGAACCUGGAAAUCACUGCAGAACUGCUUUUGUAUCUAUAUUGCUGAGUCUCUGUGAUACACUGAAAACAACAGAGAGGUUCAAUUACACUCAGUGUUAUAGGUAAAUAUUGUAUAUUUAUUACUAUGUGACACUAACAUUGUUUGACUCUGCAAUAUUUAGUAUAUUAAUUCUUUUCUUUAAUAAAGUUCCAAAAAUGCUACCGUGUCUGCAUUUACUGUAUAUGUGUAGAAUGAUGGUGUUUAUCUGUAUAUAUACAGCAAUAAACUUUGACU
Pygocentrus nattereri (red-bellied piranha) is the source of this 2641-nucleotide messenger RNA. Its product is annotated as E3 ubiquitin-protein ligase TRIM47-like. Lineage: Eukaryota; Metazoa; Chordata; Actinopteri; Characiformes; Serrasalmidae. The record is from RefSeq and is a predicted model, not a curated record. Gene Ontology annotation, molecular function: zinc ion binding; protein binding. The transcript has 6 exons. The coding region runs from base 55 to 1707 and encodes 550 amino acids.